This is a messenger RNA of Epinephelus lanceolatus (giant grouper), 2927 nucleotides long. RefSeq names its product sodium- and chloride-dependent GABA transporter ine. Gene Ontology annotation, biological process: sodium ion transmembrane transport; amino acid import across plasma membrane; nitrogen compound transport. The record is from RefSeq and is a predicted model, not a curated record. NCBI's taxonomy places the organism in Eukaryota, Metazoa, Chordata, Actinopteri, Perciformes, Serranidae. Gene Ontology annotation, cellular component: plasma membrane. Gene Ontology annotation, molecular function: amino acid:sodium symporter activity.
CACAUCACACAAGACAGAGUUGGCUGAAUGGGGAACUAGUGCGUUAAAGGCUUAGCACAUGUAUGUUGCGUUUUAGGCGCACUGUCUGAAUGGUGCAUUUAUAGGCUUGUAUUGGAAAUCUUGAGUCAUUACUAAUAACCAGACGUUCAGGAGGGUUAUUCCGGGUCUGGACCACCAUAGUGAUUAUUUGAUUUCGUUUCAGUUUGUACCGGGAGAUAAUUUACUAACAUUACGAGUUCGGUUUAUAUUUAACGGGAUCUGUCAGCCUAUUCACCGGAUGUACGAUAAAGUGUCGCUCGGCAUCGCCCAUUGUGAUAUUAAAACCCGUCAUUUUACUCUGAUAGCUGAACCACGAUGGAGGUCAGUGCCGAAAAAUCAAAGAUACUCUCUAAUAAGAGAGACUAUGCUCUGAAACCGUUAGACCACAAAGUGAUCCCCGGCAGCAGCGUGGGUGCAGAGGCGCAGAGACCCACAUGGAGUGGGCGGCUGGAGUUCGUCCUGGCAUCGGUGGGAUACGCGGUGGGGCUGGGCAAUGUCUGGAGGUUUCCUUACCUGUGCUACAGCAGCGGUGGAGGUGCUUUUAUGGUCCCUUAUCUCAUCAUGGUGCUCCUGUGCGGCAUUCCUCUGCUCUUCAUGGAGUUUUCUGUUGGGCAGUACACUCGUUUAGGGCCAGUGCAUGCUUUCGCCAAAAUCUGUCCCUUGUUAAAAGGUGUUGGUCUGGCCACAGUUGUUAUCUCCUUUGUGUUCUCCACGUACUACAAUGUGCUCAUGAGCUGGGCACUUUACUAUUUCUUCAACUCGUUCGAAUCAACCCUCCCCUGGACUUCCUGCAACAACACCUGGAAUCUUGUUGAAAAUUGUUCCAGUGGUUUCCCUGGCAACGCCACCCACCUGCAGUCUGCCAGCCAGCAGUUCUUUGAUCACAGACUUUUGCAGAAAACCAGUGGCAUUGAAGAGACUGGCGGCAUCCGCUGGGAACUCUUUGGCUAUCUCAUUAUUUCAUGGGUCAUCGUGUAUUUAUGCAUAUUUAAAGGAGUCAAAUCCACUGGCAAGGUUGUGUAUUUCACUGCCGUAUUUCCGUACUUCAUUCUGUUUGCCCUGCUCAUUAAUAAUGUGCAGCUUCCCGGGGCCAAGAAUGGUAUCCUCUACUUUGUGACACCUGUCUGGAACAAACUGUUUGAAGUGAAGGUGUGGGUUAAUGCAGCUGCCCAGGUGUUUAAUUCCAUUGGAAUAGCAUUUGGCUCCAUGAUUUCAAUGGCUAGUUACAACAAGUUCAACAACAACAUUCUCAGGGAUGCAUUAAUUGUGUCGAUUACCAAUUCAUUCACCAGUAUCCUGGCUGGCUUUGUGAUCUUCUCAGCCAUUGGCUACAUGGCUCACACACAUAACCUACCAGUGGACAACAUAGCUACAGAUGGUCCUGGUUUGGUGUUUGUUGUGUACCCUGAAGUCCUCUCCACCAUGCCUGUCUUUCAGCUGUGGGCCCCUCUGUUCUUCUUUAUGCUGCUGUGUCUUGGCCUGGACAGUCAGUUUGCCACAGUUGAGGUGGCUGUAACAUUCAUAAAAGAUGAGUUUGGAGCCCAAAUUCUACGUUUCCUCAAGAGAGAAGAGCUGCUGGUCCUGGCUGUGUGCAUCAUUGGCUUCAUCCUGGGUAUCCCUCAUGUUACCAAGGGAGGUAUUUAUGUGUUUCAGCUGAUGGACCACUACACUGCUGUGGUCUCCCUCAUGUUCCUGGCUUUCUUUGAAGUUGUCGCUGUCUGCUGGAUCUUUGGUGUCCCACGCAUCUGCUUGAUGGUCAAGAGGAUGCAAGGAAAAACUCCAAACAUAUACUUUCGUCUCUGUUGGCUGGUGCUCUGUCCUAUGUUGGUGCUGUGUAUACUGAUCUCCAGCAUCAUCCAGUACACUCCUGCUCGCUAUGGGAAGUACACAUACCCAGGGUGGGCUGAAGGGGUGGGCUGGUGUGUCUCACUGGUCUCCAUAAUCUGGAUCCCACUUGGAGCCAUGCAAGAGAUCUGUAGCAACAAAGGCUCACUUCUUCAGAGACUUAAAGCAACUUUGAUUUCAUCAGUAGACAUGGAUGCUGAGGAUCCACUGCCGGAAAAACAAAACCUAGACAGCUCGGUGACUGAAACCUUGCUUACUUAAGUGGCAUGACUAGAAAUACAGGCAAAGCCAUGUCUGUGAGUCACAGACAGAGAUGCACUGUUAAGGGUACUUUUUAGUGAUGGAAAGAAAACAUAUUUACACUGAGAUACACAAUGUCUCUAUUCUAAAAUGAUCAUUUUAUGCUGUUUGUUCUUCCAGGACAGAUUCCUUACUAUGUAUCUCGAGCACACUGGACAUUUGUAGUGCUUUGAAAGCUUAAGACACACACAUCAUUUGUGCCUGGUACAAUUUGUAUAUUUAAAAAUCUCAGAUUUUGUCCAUCAGCUAAAGAUUGUUUUAAUAUAAUUUAAUUAAAUUUAGGCAUGAAUGCGUGUGUGCCCUGUCUAGACUAGUCAGGUGUUUAUUCCAACCAAAGACUGAAAUGUAAAUGAUUACUUCCUCAGCUUUGGUUGAUUAAUCAGUAAACAUGUCUUGUAUAUGCAGUGAUGUUUUCGCUUGCAGUGUGUAAAUAAGACUGUAUUAUGCAUCUAUGUUAGAGGCAUUCAGAGGUUUAUUAAAUCUUUAGCUUAAUACAUAGACUUAAUCCUUCAAGGACACUUUCCUUUAUAAGAUACAUCAUGAAGGGGCUGAAGAGGCCUGUCCCAUUCAAAGGUCUCCUCCAAAUGCAGCAGGGAAAUGACACCUUCUUUUGACCAAACCCAGCUGUCUUUGUGGCCUUAAACCCCAUAAAACAUUGUGCUGUUCCGUUGUUUAAUGUAGAGUUUGAGUCAAGUUUGUUUUUGGUGGUCAUCACCUGGAAUCACCCAAUUAAAAAAAAAGCA